AUAAUGAACGGUCUUGAAUGGCAAGCCGUCCUACUGUGCGGUGGUAUGGGCAAUCGAAUGACCGAACUGACGGAUCGCAUUCCAAAAUGUAUGCUACCAAUCGCUGGCAUACCGAUGUUUUGGUAUCCGUUGAAUUUUAUACGGAGAAAUGGCAUUAAUGUGCAGCUGAGGAGUGGGGCACGGCCGAUGUANCAAAUUGAGCCGAAAAUUAAGAGUGAUUUUGUUGUCGUGAGCGGAGAUUUUAUAUCCGAUAUGAGUCUUGCACCGUUAAUGAGCAUGCAUCGAGCCAAUGAUUCGUGUUUAACGUGCGUUUUUGCCGAGAACUUUAUCACAGGUUCCGUGCCUGGACCGAAAAUGAAACGAUCUAAAGGUCGAGAUUUCGUGGCCUUAUCCGAGAAGAAUCAACUGCUUUUCCUGGGAUCUGAAGAAGAUUUCGAUGAUACAAUCCCAGUUAAUUCACAUUUAUUUUCGAAAUUCAGAAAUGUGAAUUUAACAGCGAAAUGCAACGAUUGUCAUGUGUAUGUGAUGAAACGAUGGAUCAUUGAUAUCGUCAAACGGCAACGUUCAUUAUCGUCGAUUAAAGCCGAUCUGAUACCAUAUCUUCUGGAACGACAGUACACGCAGUUGGAAUCUGAAUUGGUACCACACGUUGAAAUCGAUAAGUUGACGGAACUUGCAAAUCAGUUCAGUUUCGGUACUCCAAUAGCGCCUCAGAUACCGCAAUUGCGUUGUUUCGCUUAUAUAGCAACACCGGAAAAUGGCUCGAUUGUAGCGCAUGUGAAUAAUAUUGGUACUUAUUUCGAGGUUAACAAAGCGAUAAUCCGAUUUUUGCACUGUAAAUUCAGUGAUUCAUUCCCGCACGGUCUAAAGAUGGACCAAAAUAUAAGUGAAAGUUAUGUGAAUAAAACGGUAAGAUUUCUCGAUGGAGCGUCGACGUUACGGACAGAUAGGCCGAUUAUUAAGAGGUCAGUGGUGGGAGCUGGAUGUGAGUUGGGAAUGCGAGUGAGGAUAACGAAUUCGUUGAUUAUGGAUUCGUGCAAAAUUGGCACUGGUGGUUGUGAGAUUGAAGAAGGCGCACAGAUAAUGUCUUCGAUUGUAAGCAAUCAACAGAAAAUACCCUCAAACGGUAAUUUCUUUGAUAUGUUGAAAUGUGGUUUAUUUGUGGUGGUUUCCUUGAAGAGAAAAUCGGGUUGA
Molecule: messenger RNA, 1194 nt
Organism: Anisakis simplex (herring worm)
Lineage: Eukaryota; Metazoa; Nematoda; Chromadorea; Rhabditida; Anisakidae
Source: the annotation of a GenBank genome assembly